Messenger RNA from Ordospora colligata OC4, 1641 nucleotides. RefSeq names its product chromosome segregation protein. Gene Ontology annotation, biological process: attachment of mitotic spindle microtubules to kinetochore. Lineage: Eukaryota; Fungi; Microsporidia; Ordosporidae. Gene Ontology annotation, cellular component: Ndc80 complex. The record is from RefSeq and is a predicted model, not a curated record. The transcript has a single exon. Bases 1 to 1641 code for a protein of 546 amino acids.
AUGAUGAGGAGAUUUACAAUGACGCCUAAUUCUAGAAAUCCUGUUAAGACGCCAGUUUCAGGGAUGAAGGCUACACCGUUUCCAAGACACUCGCUUGGUGCAGAAGAGGUACGCCGAAGGGAUGCGAGGGUUGUCAGGGAGAAGGGAUAUGUACAGCAGUGUGUUGAUGGAGUUCAUGAUUUUCUUGUUGAGAAUGGAUAUGAGGGGGUUAUUUCGCAUAAGGUGCUUCACAAUCCAUCAUCUAAGGACUUCCAGAGCAUUUUCAAGUUUUUAUAUGGGUUUAUUGAUGAUAUUGUGUUUUCGACGAGGUUUGAGGAUGAUGUAGUGAAUGUGAUGAAGAGUCUGAGGUAUCCGUAUUGUGGAGAGAUAACGAAGAGUCAGCUUGCGGCAAUUACUCCGCACACAUGGCCAGUAAUUCUGAGCAUGUGUUAUUGGCUGGUUGAGCUUGUGAAGAUGGGAAGUAUGGAGAAUGAGGAAGGAGAAAGCGGAGUUGACGGAUGUUUUUUUGAGUAUGUGUGUGAAGGAUAUCUGCGGUUUAUGGAGGGAGGUGAGAAUGAGGGAGAUGAAGAAGAGUUUGAAAGGAAGGUUAUGGAGAUAUAUACAGAAAUGUUUAGUGGGAUAGAUAAGCGAAAAGAGGAGUUGAGGAUGAUAGAGACAAAAAUAGCAGGGAUGGGAAGUGCUCUUGAAUCGCGUGAGCAGUUAGAAGGAAAGAAGAAAGAGCUUGCGGAUGAUCUGAAUAUGUUAAUAGCAUCUGAAAAGCAGUUAGAAGGAAAGAAGAGGAAGUAUGCAAUGAUGCUUGAGAAGAUAUGUGAUGAGAUAUGCAAGGUUGAAGAGGAGAUUGAGUGUCUACGUAGAGACGAGGAAGAACUAAGGGGGCAGAUUACUAGACAAAGGAUCAAUCCUGAGGAUGUUAAGGAGAUGAAUGUGGAGAAGAUUGAACUGUUCAAAGAGUUGGAGAGGAUGAAGCCUGAGAAGGAGGGAUUGAUGAAGUAUGUUGGGAUGCAGGAGCGAGAGUUGCAUGAGAUGAUUGAGGAUGUUGAGAAGUUAUGCUUUGAUUUGAAGGGGCUUAGGGAUGAUAUUUCAUUGAGGUAUGCAAAGGAAGGAAAGACUGAGCAAGGAAAGAUGGGUAAGAUUGUUAAUGAGGCGAAUGGAGAGGUGUAUGAGGAAGGCAUAUCGAGAGUGAUUGUACAAUUGGAGGAUGAGAUGGCACAGAAGGAAGAGGCCAUGGUGAGCAUUGAGAUGAGCAAGAAUGUUCUUGAGGAGACUAAUAAUGAGAAGGAGGGGAUGAUGAAUGAGCUUGGCAAUAGGUUUAAGUAUUGCAAUGAUAAGCUUGUGACGGCAGGGAAGCUUUAUCUUGAGAAGAAGGAGAUAUCAGAGAGUGGACAGAGAAGAAGCAAGACGGAGAUGGAGAUGCUGGAGAAUGAGCUUCUGAAGCUGAAUCUUGAAUCGAGCACGUCGUUACUUAUGAGUGAGCAGAAGCUGCAGAAGGCAAGGAUUCAGCUUGAUAGGACGUUUAACAAUGUGAAUUAUGAACGUGAGGAGAUUAGCAAGAUGAUAUUUAAUUUCUACAACACGAUGAGUGAUGUGUAUGUGCUGAUACAAUCGCAGGUUGAAGAGCUUAGAGGAUUAGUGGAAGGAUGA